CUGUCAAGUUAUAGUAGUCUGUCAGAGUUCGGAGUUGUCGAAUUUGUCAAUAAGAAUUUAAUUUGCGAGAAUCGCGAAAAUCUAUUUUAGCAGUUCUAUUUCAAAUAAAAGUGUUAUAUGCUUAUAUAACUUUCUAUUGCCUAUGUUUUCGUGUGUUUUCAUUCUGUAUUCUACGUAAAAUAUGGCCUGCAACAUUUCGUUCGCGUACAUUAGACUUCAAACAGCUGUUUUCAUGUAAAGAUUGCCACUGACCCAAUCAUGUGCUGUUAAAGGGGACAAGUGUAGCUCCUACGGGAGCUACCUUUAGGGCUCUACUUCGUACCUGUUUUAGUUCAACACAAAACGUUUUAUCACAUAUCUACUGACUUUAAUUUUUAAAACAAUCUAGUCUUAAAGAAAUAUUAUUUUAUAUUAUUGACUGUGCUGAUAGUGGUAUAAUGAGUAAGCACAAAGCGGAGGUGGACUGCACCUCGCGGUGUAGGUCCCGCAGUCAUGGUCAGGCGUUGACGAGUGCCAUUACGAAGAGAUCUAUCAGUGAUGAAGCGUUGGCCAGCUUUAUCAAAGGCACAUGUGCUAACUUUAUCAAGGCUUUUGAUUUUGAGGGUCGCACCGCCCUCCACACGGCAGCUUCCCGCGGCCGCAUCGCUCUAAUGGACUGGCUGAUCCGCCACUCUUCAGAAGCCUUCAUCAAUGCCCGCGACCGGGAGUCAGGGUACACGCCCCUCCAUCGAAGCGUGUUCUAUGGCCAAAUACAUGCUGCUGUCGCUCUUAUGAAGAUUGGUGUAAACACCGACAUAGUAGACAAAGACGACUACAGGGCUUUAGAACACGCCAUGCUAGAUCGCCAAUACAUGUACAAGCAUGAAGGUUCGCAACCCAGCGAGGUGUAUGUGUGGGGCAGCAACUGUAACUACACCCUUGGUACUGGCACACAGCAGCAGAGGAACUCACCUGAGCUGUUGACCUGCUUUAAUAGGGCUAAUACUUGUGUUAAACAGGUGUGCCUAGGCAAGUUCCACAGCGUGUGGCUGUGCGGCGCGGGCGAGGCGUGGGUGUGCGGGCAGCAGGCGCGUGCGGGCGGCCCGCAUGCCACGGCGCUGCGUCCCACGCCGCUCAAACUGUCUGAGCCUUGUUCUGCUAUAGCUAUCACUCUUAACUCCACUGUUUUUCUGCUGGAGAGUGGGACGAUCCUACAAUACGCUCUAAACAGCACCGACAACGUGAGCCAGUCCACCACAAAGGCCCCAUCGUCCAUCAAGCUAGCUUCCAUCAAACCAGUGAUGAAGCUCUCGGAGCCGCUCGGUAUAAGAGCUGGACGGGCCCACUGUGUCGUGUGGAACACCCGAGCGGUGUACACGUGGGGGGACAACCAUGGACAGCUGGGACAUUCCAAUGAGGACAAAAUCGUCACCACACCUAAGAGAGUAGCAAUAUCAAUAAACAACAAGGAAGAGGCGGGCAUACAGCUGGUCGCCGCAGCCGACGCCGCCACCGUGAUCACGACGAGCCGCGGCGACGUGUACCUGCUACACAAGUACAUCUGCAAGAAGAUUGCCAUCAAACAAAUUAACUUACGUCAAGUGUGCGUGGAAGCGAAGGUGAGUGAGCAAGGUGCUUACUCCCGCGUCACCGUGUUACUGCUCACCAAUGUAGGACAGCUAUUUAUUUGGCAGGACACUACUAAUAAACUUACUAGAUGUGUUUUCGGCCUAGUCCAUCAAACAAUAAUAACGAACGCAGCACUGACUCACGACGCUCUCUACUUCACAACUAACUACGGCGAAGCUUUCGUCGGCUAUAUAUCCCGCAAGACCACGCCCACUCCACCGCCGCAACCAAUCAAGAAAGAGAAGGAAAGAGACAACAAGUCCGCCCUUGUCAAGUUUUUAGAAAAGGACGACUGUACUUCUGUGAGGAUCUGCAAGAUACCGAAUGUGUAUCGAGCGGUUUCUAUAGCUGUGGAUAGUGAAGGACUUAAUUUUGCUUGUCUACAGAUAAAACCAACAUGCGGUCUAAGGUCACUCCCGCAGCUGUCACCAUCAAGUUUGUCCAAACAUAUGGAAUCUCUGCGUGAAUGCGCUUCCGAAGAUGAUCUGCUACACGAUGUGGUGUUCAAGGUCGGCACAAAACUGUUCCCAGCCCACAUAUUCAUAAUAGCAUCCAGCAGUGAGUUCCUAUACAAACUGUACCGGGAUCACCUAACUAGCCCGGGAGAUAAACCCGAGAUUCCACUGGACAAUGUUCACCCGGAUGCCUUUGAACGGGUCAUGAAGUUCAUGUAUACGGGCAGCUGUGAUGUGGUGGAGUUGGGCCCUUGUGGACUUAAGAUUAUGAGGGAGGAGCUCGUGAAGAAGGAUGAUGUUGAAGAGAUGGAGGUUAUUGAAAACCCAUCAGAGAUAUCAGCAUUCGAAGUAUACAACAAGCAGACAGACAAGUCCAAACGUCAGCGCAACCGGCGCAGCACCGACACCCCCCCGCGGCCCUCGCACUGCGACCCCGUCAAGCUGCUGCAGGCCACCGCCAAGAGGCUGCAGGUCUUAACACUGCAUAAGCUGCUUGAUAAGUUCUACUACAAAAACGGCUCAAUAUGUAUAAAAGAGAGCGCCAGCACCACCUUCACUCGUAACCCCGCGCCGCAGUGGGACCGCGACGCCUUCCCCGAGCUAGUGGACACCAGCGUACAGUCCAAGGACGGGGCUUCGGUCCCGGCACACAAGUGUGUGCUAGCGGCCAGGCUGGAGUACUUCCAGGGGAUGUUCAUGCAUUCUUGGACUGAGAGUAAGAUGCUAUCGAAAGUAACUUUACCCAUAAACUACGGUAUUCUACUGCCCGUCAUCAACUUCCUGUAUACAGACUCCUGUCCUGAGCUAGAGAAUUGCGACAGCAUCGACUUUAUAUGCAACCUUCUGAUAGUCGCCGACCAGCUCUUCAUUACACGCCUCAGAGAAAUGUGCGAGGUAGCACUAGCGAACUUAGUUAACCUCAAAAACUGUGCGGAACUGUGCCAAUUCGGACACACAUAUAACGCAACUCAGCUCAAACAGUGCUGCAUGGAGUUCAUAGCACUAAACCUCAACAGUAUCCUAGAAAACAGAUCCUUAGAUCUUCUAGAAGAGACCCUACUCAAUGACAUCACCCAGUAUUAUUGCAAGUUCAACCCCAUCAUGUCUUCCAGAGUAAUAACUCCAUUUUACAAUGCACCCUCCGAUGAAGUGAUCCAAGAAUUUGCCAAAACAUACCCCGUCAACUUGGACCUGACUGAUGAAGAUUACAAGAAAGAUGACAGUAUCAUUGAAAUUGUUAAUAAAAAGAAGAAAGGAAAGAAGAUCGAGUACACGGAAAGUGAGAAAGAAAGAAUGAGGUAUGAAUCUGUAAGCUCAGUGACGUCAUUAGAUCUGUCUAACGAAACUUCGGGUGAUAUUACGCUGUCAUUGAGCAAGAUAUCCAAGGAGACUGAGAAGGGUACGCGCGACAAGCAGGAGAAAUGGACCGAAGUGCCAUCCUCACAGCAGAAACAGUUGAAAGUCGUCCAAGCAAGACUGAAGGCCAUAAACAUUGCUAAGGAAAUAUUAAGCGAAGCUCCCGCCGAAUCGUUCACAAAACUGACCAAAAGCAGUUCAUCUACUGCCGUGCCAAUACAAGAAAAAUUACCGACGUCAUCCCGAAUGUCUGUAUCGCCAAAGGAGUCUCCGAUCUCCGAACCUGCAUGGAGUCCACAGGGUAAUUUAGUCAUAAGUCAUGUGGGACCAAAACUAUCUCAGAAACAACGUAAGAAGUUGGCUUUGCAAGGACAUGAUACUUCUUCCCAAAGUGUUGAUGAUUACUUUAGUAAGAUAACUGUGGGAAGUCCUCCAGAAAAGCCAAAGAAUCCAUGGAAGAUUUGUGAGCCCCCUGUAGCUAGUAGCAGCCCUAACUCGAAAGCUAUUGAGUUCAACAAAAUUCUAACUGACCAAAAAAAACAGAAGGAAGAUCACUCAAGGAUCAUGACCAAGCCACUACUUUUGACACAGCUUGAAGACAAAGCUAUAGAGCAACUGGAAAGAUUCUACAACAUCCAUGAGAUUGAUGACGAGCUGAUCACCGUGCGACGCAUUGAGCUUCAAGUGUCUUCACCACAAUGGUUACACACUGCCCCUAAGUGAUAAUCGUGCUAUUUUAUACACUUUACUACUAUUCUAAUGAAUUAAGAUUGUAAUUGAAUACUUAUUUUUACUAAUAUAAUGAAAUGUGACGACAUGA
Messenger RNA from Helicoverpa armigera (cotton bollworm), 4239 nucleotides. Its product is annotated as inhibitor of Bruton tyrosine kinase. The coding region runs from base 438 to 4142 and encodes 1234 amino acids. NCBI's taxonomy places the organism in Eukaryota, Metazoa, Arthropoda, Insecta, Lepidoptera, Noctuidae. Gene Ontology annotation, molecular function: protein binding. The record is from RefSeq and is a predicted model, not a curated record. The transcript has 15 exons.